AUGAUCACCAACAUCGGAUACAAAAGCUAUAUCGUCUUUGCAGUCAUCAACUUCGUCACGAUUCCAGUGGUGUAUUUCUGUUUCCCGGAGACCAGCAAGUUGCCGUUGGAGGCUGUUGAUCUGUUGUUUGCUAACCGCGACGGACAGAGGCCUGGUAUAUGGAGGGUGGUAAAGGACUCGACAGACCCGGCAUUCAUGGAAAACAUCAAGAAGGAAUUGGCCGAAAGAGCCGAAGCCAGAACGAUAAACGAGAAGAUUGUUGAUGCGGCAAAGCAGGAAAAGGCGGUUGAGCUCGAGAACGUGUCUGUCUGA
This is a messenger RNA of Talaromyces marneffei, 312 nucleotides long. RefSeq lists its product as uncharacterized. Gene Ontology annotation, molecular function: carbohydrate:proton symporter activity. The transcript has a single exon. Bases 1 to 312 code for a protein of 103 amino acids. Gene Ontology annotation, cellular component: membrane. Lineage: Eukaryota; Fungi; Ascomycota; Eurotiomycetes; Eurotiales; Trichocomaceae. Gene Ontology annotation, biological process: carbohydrate transport; transmembrane transport. The record is from RefSeq and is a predicted model, not a curated record.